This is a messenger RNA of Miscanthus lutarioriparius, 459 nucleotides long. Lineage: Eukaryota; Viridiplantae; Streptophyta; Magnoliopsida; Poales; Poaceae. The record is from the annotation of a GenBank genome assembly.
AUGGCCAACAACGGCUUUGGCGUGCAGGGGAACGCGGCGGCCGGCGCGUGGUCCUCCGGCCUCUGCGACUGCUUCGACGACGUCGGCGGCUGCUGCCUGACGUUCUUCUGCCCGUGCGUCACCUUCGGGAGGAUCGCCCACAUCGUCGACCAGGGAACCACCUCGUGCUGCGUGGGCGGGUCGCUGUACAUGCUGCUGACGGCGGUGACGGGGCUGGGCGCCUGCCUCUACUCCUGCAUCUACCGCUCCAAGCUGCGGUCGCAGUACGGGCUCACGGAGCAGCCCUGCGCCGACUGCUGCGUCCACCUCUGCUGCGAGGCCUGCGCGCUCUGCCAGGAGUACCGCGAGCUCAAGGCCCGCGGCUUCGACAUGUCCGCCGGAUGGCAAGACAACAUGGAGAGGAUGGGGAAAGGCGCCGCGACCGCCCCGCCGCAGCCGAACCCGGGGAUGUCGCGUUAG